This is a messenger RNA of Paramuricea clavata, 486 nucleotides long. NCBI's taxonomy places the organism in Eukaryota, Metazoa, Cnidaria, Anthozoa, Malacalcyonacea, Plexauridae. The record is from the annotation of a GenBank genome assembly.
AUGAAUUUAUCGAAAGAAAGCCCUAUGUGUGGAUCUUGUGCUUCAAAAGACGAAACACAGCUUUCAAGUGACCGGGACAAAUGGCCCAUUGGUAAAAUCGAAAAUGGUUGUUUUGACGAAAUUUGCAAACUACUCGACUUAGCUUAUAGUAGCAAGGACGCCCUUGUGAGCGCUUUAGGUAGCUUCGACCAAACAACGGCUGCAGGUAUUAAAAUAACAUACGAAGUAAAGGGAGGAUUGGGGACUGCCGAAGAAGUACUCGGUAAGUGGGGAUCAUCAAAUCAAGAAAAUAAUGUGGGGGCUCUUAUAAGAAGAUUCUUAAAGAUAACAUGCAAAGGGAUGAUGUUGUUGUCGAGAUUGAAAAAUGGGAGAAGUUGGCUGUUUGUCAUGGAUGCGAACGACGGUGAUUUCAAUAGCACUACUGAAUGGAAAUCAAUAUUACCAUUUAGCAAAAGGAAUAGAUCACAUAAAAAAUUACAAAAUUGA